AUGUUCAGUUGGUUUUUCAAAAAAAGUACUUCUUUAGAACAACAUACUAAGUUUAUUUCUAAAACAUCUUGGAUUGGUGAACUUAAUCAACCUAUUAAUAAAGAAUUUAUCCAUCAAUUAUUUUAUGAAACAUUUGACUUUGAGAAUUAUACAAUUUGUAAAACACAUGGAUCAGUUAUUGCUGUACUUCCUUCAAAUUAUUUCUACGCACGACUUACUUUUGGAAAAACAAAAGAAAGUGAUGUUGUUAUUAUUGUAUUUAAUGAAACUGAUGAUAAUCCAAUUGUGUCACCAAUUAUUAGAGUGUUUGGAGAGUCAUUAGAGAAAUAUGGAUUAUUGAAAGGAACAGAACAAAAGAUACCAAAACAACUCAAACAACAUAAUUUCGUUGAAUUUAAUCAAUUUGCUUUUGAUACAAACGUCGAAAUUAGUGAAAGUGAACGACGUUGUUCUGCUGUUUUAAAGAAAAAUACUACUAUUAUUAAAGUUUCUGAAGUAUUAUCAAAAAUCCUUUCAAAAGAAGGAUUUACUGGAGUAAAGAGAAGUACUGGAUUACAAUUUGAAAAAGAGAAAGAGAUUAUCAUUGCACAUGUAGGUAAGAAUAACCAAAAUGACAUUAUAAUGAAUCUACAAUGGAACGAACAAGUUAAAGAAUGGAUUCAACUAGCAGAAAGUAUAGGAAAAUCAUUAGCAGAAAAAGGACAUGAUGAAGUUAUUCAAAUAAUUGAUGAAAUGAUUCAGAAGAAGGUAUUUGGUACAAGAGAAACAAAUGUAAUGAUUAAAAUACCAAUUGAUCAAGGAAUAAUCAAAGAAAUUGAUAAUAGAACAUAUCUUAUUGUUAAUAAGGUAGUGUUUAAUAAUUUUAGUGAUGAAGAAAAAAAGUUGGUAUUAUUAAAUAACCAAAUACAAGAACAGAAACAAGUUAUUAUAACACUAGUCAAUGAAUUGGUUAACAUGAUCAAAGAAGAAAACCAAAGAAAAAUUGUUAAAGUUAUAAAUCUUGAUAUAAAAGAUGAGUUAGAGCCUCAAUCCUCUUAUUUACCUGAAGUAAAAGAAGAUUACUAA
This is a messenger RNA of Entamoeba histolytica HM-1:IMSS, 1065 nucleotides long. RefSeq lists its product as uncharacterized. NCBI's taxonomy places the organism in Eukaryota, Evosea, Mastigamoebida, Endamoebidae. The record is from RefSeq and is a predicted model, not a curated record. The transcript has 2 exons. Bases 1 to 1065 code for a protein of 354 amino acids.